GGCGUCUUUCCGAAGUCUCUCUGUUAACUCAGAGGAGGAAAGUUUGACCCAAACACCGUGAAGAUGUCAAACACCGCGAGGGGCCGACAAGAUAGUGCGGCACUGUUUGUUCUCUCCGCGGUAUGUUUAGCCUUAAUAACAAUAAUCAGCGUUUGGAAAUUAAAGCAAUUCAAAUACAGACUCAUUAAUGAAGCUGGAGGUGCAAUGUUUUACGGUGUCUUUCUGGGCUUAGCCAUCAGGUACUUGUGGGUGGACCGAGAGGAGCAUUUGGAGAACAUGGGCAGUGUUUGUUCUUGCCACGGUCUAAACAACACUCCUCAUGUCAUAAUGGUCAACCUCUCAUCCCGCGAGCACUGUUAUAGACUUAUUGAAAAGAAGGGCCAAAGAUGCUCACAGCUCCCAAGUCCUCACACGGCUAUGCUUGAUCCGCAAAUCCUUUUUGACCUUUUCCUGCCCCCCAUCAUCUUCUUUGGGGCUUACACCCUGAAUCAGAGCCGAUUCAUCAAGAAUCUGGGCUCUAUUGUGACCUAUGCUUUUCUGGGCACCAUGAUCAGCUCCUUGUGCAUAGGGGCCCUUGUCUACGGCUUCACCAGACUCAUGGUGCUUCUGAGACAAGCAGCAGAUGGAGAGUUCUCCCUCACUGACUGCCUCCUGUUUGGCGCAAUUAUGUCAGCCACUGAUCCUGUCUCAGUCCUCGGGCUAUUGUCGGACCUACGUGUGGAUUCGGAUUUGCACGCCCUGCUGUUUGGCGAGAGUGUCCUUAAUGAUGCCGUGGCCAUUGUCUUGACACAUGCCAUCACCUCCUAUGACCAGAUGGAAACAGGAAACGUCUUUCAGACACCUGCUUUCUUCCGCUCUGUUGGUUUCUUCGUCGGAGUGCUCAUUGGCUCCUUCCUUCUUGGAUUCAUAUUCACAGUAAUAACAGCCCUCCUCACCAAACUCACCCGACUCCGUGAGAAUCCUCUGCUGGAAACAUCAAUCUUCUUCCUGCUGUCCUGGAGCAGCUUCCUCUCAGCAGAAGCCUGUGGACUGUCAGGCAUUGUGGCAGUUCUGUUUUGUGGCCUGAGUCAGGCAAAGUACACAAGUCUCAAUUUGUCGCACGAGGGGAGUACAAGAACCAAACAGCUCUUUGAAGUCCUCAACUUCCUCGGGGAGAUUUUCAUCUUCGGCUACAUGGGAUAUAUAUGGUUUACAUUUCGUCACCAUGCCUUCAGAGCUCUCUUCAUCUCUGGAGCAUUUUUAUCCAUUUUUAUUUCUAGAGCCUGCAACAUCUACCCUUUGUCUUUCCUGAUAAACCUGGGUCGUACAAAGAAGGUUUCCCGCAACUUCCAAAACUUUAUGGUGUUUACAGGUUUAAGAGGGGCCGUUUCUUUUAGCCUGGCUGUAAGAGACACUUCAACAGAAGCACGGCGCACCAUCCUCACCACCACUCUGCUUCUGAUUGGCUUCACCGUCUGGGUGCUGGGUGCAGCUGCCGAUCCCCUGCUGGGCCACCUGGACCUCAGAGUGGAAGAGGAGACAGACGGCAACCUUCAGGAUGUUUCCUCUGAGGUUGAUAUGGAGAGGCAGGACACAUCACAAAGCCUAUGGCACCGUCUGGACCACCGAUAUCUAAAUCCCCUGCUGACCCACUGUGGCCCCCCGCUAACCGACUCGCUGCCACAGUGGUGUGGUAGGUUUGCUGGAGUCUUCUGUGGCCACCAAAAGCAGGAGGAUGAGGAGCAGCCCUUUGAGACUGAACCAGAGAACUUUGACUUCAAUUUGGACAAAUCUGAUCUUCCGUCCACACGAAGCGACUCUGGGUCAGAGCAGCAAGAGGACCUGCUGGAGGGAGAUUUGGGCCUUGGCACCGGAGCAGCUCACGUCAUUGAGGAGUGAAUUUUCCCACUCUAACUUUGCCUUAUUAUUCCCCCCUGUUGCCUUAAUGCUAGCCCCCACCUCCCACAGAGCGCAGGGACCAUGAUCUGUUUAUUUCAAAGCCACUGAGUGGGAGUUUGUUACUGUGACUUGCAUAAGGUCACACAACCCCCAUGUGUUGAGCUGUGUGCAAAAGCACACUCGCGCUGGAAGGAAGAGACAAUUAGUGAAGGCUGGCAUUCUUCCUGUUUCUCUGCUGGAUGUAUUGUCCUGCUUUGUUUUAAAUUUAUUUUCAUCUGCAGGAGCAUGUCUGUAAAUUAGAAUCAAAAAGUUAAUUUAUUUCAAUUCAAAAAGUGAACCUCUUACAUAGAUUUAUUACACAGAGGAAUAUCACACGAUAUUAAAAGAUAAUUAUUUUUUAACAGAGAGGCUAUGUUAUGGGAGUGUUCUACAGACUCAUGGGGGAUGCUGUCGAUUUGACAGUCCUCCACAACGAGUGUAAGCUACAACAGGUUAGUUGCUAAAGAACCUGGCUGUUCUUUGUGUGCUGUAUCCAAAAUAUUAAUGAAGAGUUGAGUGGAAGGAUAAACUAUAAUAGGAAAAGGUCCAUAACCAACAGGAACAAUAGGAUUUCAGCCUAACGCCCAUUCAAGAGCAGAUGAAGUCAGUGCUUCAGAAGUUAUCAAACACCACAGCAUUCAGAACAUCAGAUAAAAUUGUCACAUUCCUUGUGGUAAGCCACUCUGGAACCAGAGACAACAUUCCUGAUAAGUGUGUUACCUGGUAUGAGAGGAAAAAGGACUACUUCUGCCUCAUGGUCCUAAGUCCAGCUGUUAUAUUUAAGUACAUUUUGCAUUUUAUUUCCAAAUUAGAAUCUCUGAGUCUGGACGAAGAGCGAAGAGGAGCAGAAUCCAAAUUGGUUGAGCUCCAGCAUGAGUUUUCCACUAAGUUUUCCGUUUAGUAUGCAGUCAUGUUCAGUGAAUUAGAAUAUGUCUUGUUAUUAUUGAAAAUGUCUGUAUUCAAACUGUUUUGUUUUUAUAGCUCUGUUUUAAUAUUCUAAUCUUUUCAUCUAAUGAACUGAGUUACUGAAAUAAAUGAAAUUUUCAGUAUUAGACUAAUUUAUUAAACAUGACUGCCUUGGACGUAACACUGUGAAGAGAGAGGUGCUUAAGAACCGUUUGUGCUUGUAUUAUGUGUACAUAAUGUGUGAACGUCCUCACCAGCAUACACAGUGUUUCUUCGAAUCACCAGACCCAGGAUGUUAUUUCAGUGCCUGUUCUGCUUCUCUUUUCUGCCCAUCUCCUGAUUAAGCUUUCAUUACAUUUUGCCCUUUUCAGCUGUUUCAAAUUCCCCUACUCAUUUUCCUCCAUGUCCUCCUUAUCAUCCAAGAGCAUUCUGUAAACGUAACAGUUCUGGCUCUUAUUAUAGAAUGCACGUUGUUUCCUUUUUGACUCAUAAAUCUCUGGUUCGUCCCACUUUUAUUCCUCUGGAGUCAAUCAGGGUGCAGUUUGCUGUAGGUUAGGCUUUGUGUAAUACAUCCACUGCCCUUGAAGUGAUCUCUCUUCUAUUUAUGCAACAAAUGCAUGACUACGUCUGUGGAAUGUGGUUCUUUCAGCUGUUGCUUUCUGAAAAUAUUUAACAUGUAAGUCUGAUAGCAAACUUGAUAAGAGUUACACUCUGAUUAAAGAGCUGAGAACAACAGCCUUUGAUCAUAUGUCUCCAGACUAAAAUUCUUAAAAGAGCUGUUUUCUAAAACUAACUAAAUAUAGUUUGAUUUGCUGACACAAUGCCUUCAGUCGCUAUGCACAGUAGUUUAAAUAAAGUCAUCUCAGUUUUGUAACCCUUAUUUUCACUUCCUAAUUUUGUCAUUCAAUCUUACAAAGGUUUUACCGAUGGGUUUUCUUCUCACUGAUGUAGUUGUUACCAAUCAAUUUAUUUAUAGGAAGAGGAUGUUGAUCAAACACAAGGACCUGCUUUUAGAGCUCAGUGUUUGCCAGGGGGAAAUAGAAUCAACCCCAAAACCUAAGAAACAACAAUUCCUUUAUUUUGUAAAUGCCAUCAUUUUUCUCUUGAUAGUUAUGCCAUUUUCUGUAGUUUUCUGUAAUAACAAUCUUGUUAUUGUUAUUUUCACAAAACUGGAUUUAAAAUUAGCAAGACAGGUUUAUCUCAAAUGAUUAAUGUUCUAUUUGUCUUGUGCUUGAAGUACUUUUCAUGAAUGCAAUGUUUUUAUAUGGUUUCUGUCUCUGAUUAUUUGUUUAUGUUUGUAUCUAAGUUUCCUCGGUUGCACAUUUUGUUUGUAUUCUAGCAGUUACUUUUUUAUUUUAUUUACUUGUUUUAGAAUUUAUUGGUGUUAUGAUAGUUUGCAUACUGCUUAUUUUGUAUUUUACUAUAGACCACUGUGUUUUAAAAAAAAGUAUGGAAAAUCUGACUGGUUGAUUGAAUAAAUUAGAAUAGGAUAUUUAAAAAGUGAAACUCGUAGCUUUUGUUCACAUAUAGUGAUAUAUUGCAAGCAUUUACAUAUAGAUGUUUAAAAAACAUUUAUUUUCUGUAACGCCAUAUUUGUGAGAAAUAUAAUUUUAAACCAAUAGGAGAGGAUGACCAAUAAAGGACGAAUGGGGAAUACUUCUGACUGGGCUGUUGCUAAAAAAAAAAUUACUUUUAAAGUAACAGAAAAGAUUAUUUUAUAAAUGCUUGGAGCUAUAACGUUUUGCGUAUGGAAUUCUUACAAUUUGACUUUUCCCUUUUGAAUUUAACUUCAAAAAACAAGCUCUAGUAUGGUGAUCUGAUUUAUUAAUCUGUAAAGUAAGUUUUAAUAGGCUUUGCUAUUACUUAAUUUUUUUUAAGUUCUUGAGAUUUUUUUAAAUCACGAUUAAUGUAAAGGAGGGGCGUUUUUAGGUGUCUUUGCCCUGUGUUUUUGCUUUUGACUUCAGACCCAGGCAUGCAUGUGUUACACGUCACACUUGUUUCUAAAUAUUACAAUUCAGUCUAAUAUGUAAUAAUUUAUUUGGUCUGGUAUCAUGUUUAACAUUUAAUGAGAUUGAAAAGAACCUAUGAUUAUAUUUGUUGUAGGGCUAGUAUUUUCACAUCUCCCAUAGGUAUAUUAAUUUACAUCUGAGGAAUCAGUAAGAACUGAUGAUGCCUUAGCUACUUAAAGGAGUGUCUCAUUUCUCAGUCAAUAUUUUAACUAACCCAGACCAGAGAGACACAAGAGGUUUGACUAGUCUUGGAAUACAUACCCUACAUGACUUUUAAUAACGGCUACUAACGACUACACUGGACUGAAAUGUAAGGUGUAAAGAUAGAAGUUUAAAACUAUUGAUGAACUGUUAAAACUGCUCAACAUCUUGUGAAAGAAUGUGUUAUGCUGACAUGAAACCAUAAUUUAUUAAUUUGGACACAAUUCAAGAAGGGCACAAAACAGCAUUUCUGUUUCCCCUUUGAAACAUUAUGGAAGUGAGAGAUGCGGGAUGUUAAGAUGACGGGAUUCUUGAAAUAAAUCAAAAUGUGUUUCAAUUAAGUAUUAGUUUGUGCAUAUUUACACAACCAACAUAUUUUUAUUCUCUAGAUUGUUUUCCUCUAACAGUUUAGCUUGAAUUGUACUGAUAAAUGUGAUAUAAUGUGGAAAAAAUUAUUUUGUGACAUCACAGUAACCUAGCAUUUUGACAGGGCAUGUAGAUCUUUUAUUCCAUCCAUAUAUUCCAUGCAGAACUAAAUUAAUAAAACUGGGUUGCUAGGUCAUAAUCCAGCAGGUAUUUGUGUGGAUGGAAGAAGGUAAAAGGGAUUCAGUAUAAGUCAGCAGGGCUCUGCAGAUAAAAAUAUAUGGGUUUGUUAAAUAUUAAAGCACCUGCACUACUUAACUCCCCAAAAUAAAACUCUGGAUCUAUAAAUAAGGAUUCUAGGAAUUUUUAAAGGGGAAAUAUUUUUAUAACAUCACUUCUCAAACUUGUUUAGACCUAAGAGUUGCACACACUCCACCCAUGCCGAUUAACGUUGAGCGUAAACAAAAAGUGUAUUUACCAAACGCCACAGGGCAUCCCUAGGAUAUUGGGAUUGGCAACAAAUGUAUGACAUUGUGGCGGUACUAUUGCUUGCAGAAAUACAGUGUUGUGAAAAAACUGUCCUCCCUUAAAAAUUUAUUUCACUUUUCUGUCACACUUCUGUUGUUUCAGAUCAUAAAAGUAAUUUCAACAUCAAACAAAGAUUACCUGAGUAAAUACAACAUAAGGUUUUUGAAAAUUUUAAUUUCAUUUGUUUAAGGAAAUAAGCCGUCCAAACCAACCCAGUCAUAUUUCAAAAUACAAGCCCUCCUCUUAUUACAUAAUGACUGAGCUAUGUUUAAAUUUCUUCAAACGUUGAGUAAAGUUUUACAUGCUCCACCCAGAGCCUGAGACUGUGAAAUUGAAUUGUUUCUUUUUUUUAAAAGCAACAUGUCUUCCCCAUGCUGAAGAAAUUCAAAAACAAAUGAGAAGCAAAAUACUUGAUAAUCAUUCAUCUGAAAGGGGUUGCAAAACCUUAGCUACAGCUGUAGAUCUCAGCAAACCAUAGUGAGACAUUAUCCAUAAAUAAUCAUCAUAUAAAACACUGAUGUUUUAUAUGAUGUGGAAGACCUGCCAUGAUAACACAAAGAAUGCAUCAAAAACUCAUCCAGGAGUUCACAAAACAACCCAGAACUUCAUCUACUGCACCGCAGGGAUCGCUUGCCUCAGUUAUGGUCAUUGUUCAUGACCGACAUCUUGACUACUCUAUGAUACUUCAGAGAGCAUGUUUUAUGGACUGAUGAAAAUAAAGGUCUAACUUUUGGGAGAUAUGUAUCCAGUUUAGCCUGCUGUGAAACUAAAACAGCAUUUCAGAGAACAAACAUCAAACCAACAGUCAAAGUAGUGUAAGAGUCUGUUGCAUCAGGACUUGGAUAAAUUGUCAGAAUUGAUGAAGUCAUGAAUUCUGCUCUCUAGCAAAAAAAUCCUGAUGGCCCUCAUUUCACUAGCUUAAAAUCAAGUGCUCUUGGAUUACAAAGCAGGAAAAUGAUACAAAGCACCCCUAAUACACCAUCGAAUAGCUCACAAACAAAAAAAGAACAAUUUUAGAGCGGCCUAAUCAAAGUCUGGGCAAAAAUCCUACAAAAAUGCAGUACCUCGGCCUAUAUUAAAAGAAGCGCUGGCCAAAAUUCCUCCGUGGAGAUGUAAAAUAUUCAUUUAAUGUCUAAUUGUCACCAA
Xiphophorus couchianus (Monterrey platyfish) is the source of this 7070-nucleotide messenger RNA. RefSeq names its product sodium/hydrogen exchanger 9-like. Bases 64 to 1878 code for a protein of 604 amino acids. The record is from RefSeq and is a predicted model, not a curated record. Gene Ontology annotation, molecular function: potassium:proton antiporter activity; sodium:proton antiporter activity. Lineage: Eukaryota; Metazoa; Chordata; Actinopteri; Cyprinodontiformes; Poeciliidae. The transcript has 16 exons. Gene Ontology annotation, cellular component: plasma membrane; recycling endosome. Gene Ontology annotation, biological process: potassium ion transmembrane transport; regulation of intracellular pH; sodium ion import across plasma membrane.